ACACGACUCUAUAGAUAGUAAUAUGACUACAUUCGCACUAUUCAACUACAAAAAUCAAUUUGUAAAACUUUCUUCUUGUUUUACUUAACUUUUAUUAAUCUAUAUCCUUUUUAAUACUAGUUAACGCUUUUCUAGUCAAACUCUUAUUUAAUAAAUUGUUAAUCAAACAUAGUUACAUAUUGUUACAUAUUUAUGAAAUUGUUUAAGAAAGAAUUUGAAUAAUGGCUUCAACUCUUAAAAAAAAGCGUUCUGAAGAUUCUUUAAUGUCUAACACUAAUCCUCGAAAACGCAGACGAGACAAUAGUGUACAAGAUUCAACAUUAUCAUUACCUGUUUAUGAUUAUCAUGAUGACAGUGAUUUUGAUGAAGCAUUCAGAAACCUUUUACGCCCUGUUGAGAUAAUUGCUAAAUCUAAUCCCUACGACUAUAAUUUACUUAAAGAAUUAGAUUCAUAUUUAACGUAUCUAAAAAGAUUACAAAGAGAAGAAUACAUUAACUUUAUUGAAGCUGCCAUGAUGUUACAAAAUGUUAUGUUAAUUUAUCAAAAAAGGGUCGAUCUUGUUGUUGAUUUUAUGAUGAAACUCAUUGGAAAAUUUCGCGCUUAUAGAGUUCAUCAAAAUAAUGGGUAUAAUGGUGAUAUUGAAGCAGAACAUGUUGAAUGCAAUAAAAAAAGAAGAAAUGAAAAAAGAAUAAAAUAUUAUACAUCCUUUGAACCUAUAAAAGAACAAGUUUUUGGAAUCUUAAGGAAUUAUGACUGUAAAAUUAUCAACUUGAAAAAAUUACCAUGUAUUCCUAAAUUAGUGGCUAAUGCCAAUAUAAAGGUAAACAACAAACUCAAUGAAAUUUUACCUUAUAUACCAGUUAAAAACAGUGAAAAUAUUGGAAAAAAAUAUAAUUAUUCGCUAAAUAACCACUUGUCUCGUGAUCUAGUAGCAAAUUUUGAAUAUGAUUGCCAUAAUAUUGAUAAAACAGAAAAUAUUAUUCCGUUAAACUCACUGUCAAUAAAUCAAAUAGAUAGAGAUUCAAUUGCUCCAAAUGAACAUCUUCCACCUGAACACCACCGUGGUACUGUUUUAUCUGAUGAAACUAUUCAUGAGUUUUUUGUUCCUAAUGCAAUAACAACUACAAACUCGCAAAAUGUUUUGAAUGUUAGUCAAAUACCAGAAAACAAUAUUGAUGCAUGGAUUACAGUUCAUGAUUCCAAAUCAGAUAUUUAUUUAGACAGACCUAUUUCAAAAAAAAAAAAAUUAAAAGAGUUGAAAAAUAAUAAUGGAGUGUGGCUGCCAACAUAUGUAGUAUCUGAAUUAUUUAUGGAGAUGUUUAAAUUAAAAACUGGACUUGGUGUUGAUCCUGCAUUCAGGAAAUUAGUAGUAGACGCACAAAACCGACAGAAAUCUGAUAUUUCCAAGAAAAACUUUCAACAUAAAAAGGAAUCUGAUGAUCUUAUAGUUGAAAACAAUAAUGAAGACUUUGAUGAAAAAUUGUUGAAUGGUGGUGGUUUUGGUGGUUUUGAUGAUGUAAUCUAUCAUGAAGGUAUAUUUUUUAAUAUAGAACCAGAAGUAGAAAGGCUAGAAGUAAUAGAAAAUUUUCAAACUUAUAAAAAAAAUGUGGAGGAUAUGAAAAAACACGAACAAAACCAAAUUGAUUUAAUGGAUGAACAAUUAAAAAUGUGUAAUCGUGUGCAAGCAUGGCAUGAAAUUUUAUGGCCAAUAUUGGAAAAUGAAGAAAGAAAAACACCAUUUAAUGUACAUGAUUAUGGAACCAAAAUAUUAAACUGUUUCAACAGUAAGGGUGAAAAAAAGUCAUUUGAACAAUUAGUGUCAGGUUUAAAACAAGAGGAAGUUGCUAGAUAUUUCUUAUCUACUUUAAUGCUGGCAAAUACAUAUAAUUUACAUAUAACUAAACAAACUCAUGAUCCAUUAAAUAUUGGCAUAAUGGACAUAGAACUAUUAAAAAAAGAAAGACACCAUGAAGAACUUCAAAAUAGUGUUCAGACUAAUUUUAGUUAUUAAGUUCCUAUAAAGAUUAGUUUUAUUACUUUGUUAAAUUUUAAACAAAAUAAAAUUUUUUGUUUUUUAUUUUAUAA
Messenger RNA from Daktulosphaira vitifoliae (grape phylloxera), 2086 nucleotides. RefSeq lists its product as uncharacterized. NCBI's taxonomy places the organism in Eukaryota, Metazoa, Arthropoda, Insecta, Hemiptera, Phylloxeridae. Gene Ontology annotation, biological process: meiotic chromosome condensation; mitotic sister chromatid separation. Gene Ontology annotation, cellular component: condensin complex; nucleus. The transcript has 15 exons. Gene Ontology annotation, molecular function: chromatin binding. Bases 222 to 2012 code for a protein of 596 amino acids. The record is from RefSeq and is a predicted model, not a curated record.